AUGGAUGAAGCAAGCGUAAGGAGUAUCCUAGGGGAGGAGACCCCCUCCGCAGCUGGAAUAUUAGACCAUGUCGUGCCUCUGCCGGCUGAUCAGAUGUUACAAUACUUGAAGUCACAAAUAGGUGAAUACGCUUGGUCAGCCACGGUCUCCAAAUUACCCCCAGAGGAGGAAGACUUUGAGGAAAGGGAGUCUUCAUCUCAUCGACAUCCUCUGUUGUGGAAAGCGAGUCACUCACAGAGGAGUAUAGUGCCGACCGGUCGAUCCACAGCCUGCCAUCAGCCUCAGAUUGAGGUGACCGAUGGUGAUGUGGAGAAGCCAGAAGAGAGCGUCUCCAUGGAGCCAUCAUCAGCUUCCCCUGAAGGAGUCCACAUUAUCAUCUCCUCCAGCAGAAUCAGUCUACACACCUCAGGGGAAGAGCAGGAUGUGGAGGUCAGCCCAAAGAAGGACAGACUGACAGCAUGCGGUAGUCUGAAUCAAGCGCUGUGCUCCUUCCUCACAGCUUUAAUUAGGGAACGAUCAGAUCAGGGUGUGGAGGUAAAGCCAAAGAAGGACAGACUGUGUGCUUCCAAAGUUCACCUGCUCUUGCUCAAGCCCAGACGUCUCUUUCCUCACAGGUGGAUUCUUCGGCUACGAAGAGAAGGGCGGUGGGGUCUGAAGCUGAUUGACCUUUACAGGUUUAUCGAAAGAAAAGAUCGACCACUCAUUUGGAUUCGACCAGAUGUCCCAGGAGAGGACCAGGAGCCGCCAUUCCUGGAGCCGCCACCAGCUGCAGUCGCAACCAUUGCUGCUGCUCCACAGGUGGAGGAGGCUCUCAUUGGGUGUGCAUCACCUCCUCUUGCGGUGCAGACAUCAGAGGAGACUUGCCCAGAUGAGAAAGCCAUGACUGAGGAAGACAUUGUGGAGAGGGAGUCGUCUUCCUCUGAUCAUGAGCUGUCUCCAGGCAGUGGCUCCCUGACUAAAGGGUAACAUAAGACUGCAGAAUAAAAUAAGAAUACACCUCAAAAGUAUAGCGCAGUGCUUUAGGGUAUGCAAGGUUGAGGGCAUAAAUCAACCCCAUAAGUAGUGCACAAGCUUUAGCAACGUUGUGACAUCCUGGUAGGAUCUCCUGGCCACCAGAAUCUUAAGGAUGUGUUGCAUGUUGUCACUGCGAUUAUCCUCCUGUAUAUAAUUAACAAGAAAUAUUACUUGAUUUGUACUGGUAAAACAGUCUUCAAAUAGUUUAGUAGAACAUGGCAUUAGAUUAACAAUGUAUGUGCCUCUUAAUUAAGGCUUAACUUUAUGGUAACACAAUUUUAAAAUGUUGUUUUGCAAAAAAGCUUUACCAGACAUUCGUCAAAAAGCUCCUCUUCUUUUUCGCCAAGGUACAGUAUGAGGCUCCGGAUAAUAGCUUCACGUCUCAGUUCAAUGCUUUGGUUCUGUUAAGAGAAUAAUGUUAACAACACAUUCAGAACUGUGCCAAAGUCUUAGGCAUGCUAGUAUUUUACCCCCCAAAAGAGGAUUUAAGCCAGUUAAGGUCAAUUUUACUUUAUCACUUUUAGGUUUAUCCCAUCCCAUGAAGUCACCUUGUUCUAUGUAUCGCCAGAUUUUUGACAGUUUACAAAAAAGCACAAUGUCUUAGUCUACAAGCUAAGACCAACUAAUUGACCUCUUAAGUCAGUUAUGGCAUUGUACAAAGUACUUCAUUAAUAAAAUUGUAUAAGUGGACUAAUGAGUGAGGAUUGAUGCUGUAUAUGUGCACAGUGUGUGUGAGACAGUACACCUAUCAUCAUGAAUAAAGUGAACAAUAAAAAACAUACCUGACUAAG
This is a messenger RNA of Misgurnus anguillicaudatus (oriental weatherfish), 1805 nucleotides long. The record is from RefSeq and is a predicted model, not a curated record. Lineage: Eukaryota; Metazoa; Chordata; Actinopteri; Cypriniformes; Cobitidae.